GAAAAUAGUAGUUAAAUAACUGUUAUUCAUACGUGCAGUUUGUAUUCAAAAUGAAAAUCGCCAUAUUUCUUUUGGCCAUUGUAGGCCUAACUGCUGCCGAGGAAAAGGCGCAAGUGUUUGCCGACCGUUCACUUUCCAGUGCCGCCGUUGAGGCUAUUGAGAAUCUACGUGAUGAGAUGCCUUGUGGUUUUCCCGCACUCGGCAUUCCACCACUGGCACCAUUGAAGAUCCCACAUAAGGAAAUCAAUUUGGACACCGAGGCAUUGCAAGUACAGGGUGUGGUGGACAAUUUCCGUUUGAAUGGUUUGAACGAUUUUGAUAUUGAUGAGAUGAAGAUCAAUGCGAUUACCAGCAAAGUCAAUUUCCGCUUCAUUUUCCGUAAUGUCAACGUGGACACACAAUACGAUUUGCGUGUUUUGCUCAAGAAAGCCGGUUUCACCAUCAAUCUGGUCGGUAAUGGACCAGCUAAAUUCGCUGUUAAAAAUAUAGAUGUCAAGGGUGUCCUCAAGUAUUCGUUGGGUGUUUUGAGCGGUAAAUUAAAGUUGAAGACACUGAACAUACGUACACAGAUCGGUGAGGUUGAAUCAGAUAUUGAGGGUAUUUUGGGUGAAGGCGGUAUUAAUGAGAAGAUGAACGAUGCUUUGGCUGAAAUUGUUGAGUUGGCCGUUAAUGAGAAUGAGGAUGCGAUUGCUGAUACUAUCGAGUCGAUUGCUGUGCCAAUGGUAAAUGAAGCUCUUGCCGACAUAACUUUAGCUGAGCUGAUUAGCAGCGCGGGUGGUGGUGGCGAUGGCGAGGAAAAGGAGAAAUGUAUUCCACCUUCGGACUAAACGAUAUACAAAGUCCAUGCUUUUUGAUAUUGAAAUAAAAUGUUUUACUAAAAAAA
Ceratitis capitata (Mediterranean fruit fly) is the source of this 883-nucleotide messenger RNA. RefSeq lists its product as uncharacterized. The record is from RefSeq and is a predicted model, not a curated record. Lineage: Eukaryota; Metazoa; Arthropoda; Insecta; Diptera; Tephritidae. The transcript is spliced from 2 exons. Bases 51 to 827 code for a protein of 258 amino acids.